Messenger RNA from Pelmatolapia mariae (spotted tilapia), 962 nucleotides. RefSeq names its product BRCA2 and CDKN1A interacting protein (gene bccip). The transcript has 7 exons. NCBI's taxonomy places the organism in Eukaryota, Metazoa, Chordata, Actinopteri, Cichliformes, Cichlidae. Gene Ontology annotation, cellular component: nucleus. The record is from RefSeq and is a predicted model, not a curated record. Bases 46 to 960 code for a protein of 304 amino acids.
UUUGCCCCGCCCACUUAGUAGACACGUGUGUUUUAAGUUUGCAGCAUGGCUUCAUUGGCUAAGAAAAGGGCAGUAGGUUUUGGUGAAAAACCCGAGGAAAGUGACAACAGCUCCGAUGAGAAUCCAGAGGAGGAAGACGAUUCCGGAGAAGAGGACAGUGAGGCGUCAGAUGAGGAAAUUAAUGAGGAGGUCGUUGUAGACUUUGAAGCUCACACCAUCUCAGACAAUGACUUCAACGGCAUAAAGAAGCUGCUGCAGCAGCUUUUCUUAAAAGCUCAUGUGGAUACAUCAGAGAUGACAGACAUCAUCAUCCAACAAAAUCAUGUUGGAAGUGUCAUCAAGCAAGCUGAGGUGCCCGAAGACAGCGACGAUGAGGACGACCCAGAUGAAGUGUUUGGCUUCAUCACCAUGCUCAACCUCACAGAGAGAAAGGGUGUACAAUGUGUGGAGGAGGUGAAGGAGCUGAUUGUGGAUCAGUGUGAAAAGAAUGCUUCUCAUAUUGUGACAGAACAGCUGGAGAAGAUCUUUAAUGAUAACAGCAAGCCUGUGGGGCUGCUGCUAAGUGAGCGCUUCAUCAAUGUGCCUCCACAGAUUGCCCUUCCACUGCACAAACAGCUCCAGGAAGAGAUCGCUGAAGCUCAGAGGACAAAUAAGCCCAGUGGGAGGUGCCACUACUGCCUGAUUAUCAGCAAGACCUGUAGAGAAGAGACCAAGAGCAUCCCAGCCACAGGUGGAGCUCCCAAAGAGGAAUACAUGUUUGUCAAUGCAGAGGAGGAAUUCUUUUAUGAGCAAGCCAUCUUGAAGUUCCACUACACAGUCCAAGAAGAGGCAGACUCCUGUUUAAGUGGGAGGUGGUCAUUUACGGACGUGCCCAUGAAGCCUUUCAGGACUGUGAUGCUGAUACCCACAGACAGAAUGCCUGCCAUCAUGGUGAAACUCAAAGAAUAUCUAUCAGUGUGACC